Messenger RNA from Folsomia candida, 2375 nucleotides. RefSeq names its product alkaline phosphatase. The transcript is spliced from 9 exons. The coding region runs from base 671 to 2260 and encodes 529 amino acids. Gene Ontology annotation, biological process: dephosphorylation. The record is from RefSeq and is a predicted model, not a curated record. Gene Ontology annotation, molecular function: alkaline phosphatase activity. NCBI's taxonomy places the organism in Eukaryota, Metazoa, Arthropoda, Collembola, Entomobryomorpha, Isotomidae.
GUAAGCAUGUUAAGAUUUACAGUUUAUCAUGAAAAUAGUAUUGCAUUACCUGACGUGACUACCUGAAAUGAAAUUCCGAUGACGAUGUAGAAAUUUUAAGUUUGCAUACGUAAAAAUUCUUAAAAGCUCCUACGUACUUACUGAUAAGAAACAUACUUGGCUAAAUGCAUAAUUCAUUUGCUACAAAUGAUGACUAGUUUAAAAGUGGUAUUUAGUGUAAACAUCGUUUAGAUUUAGAUACUCUGUGGUAAACAUAAACAGUGAUGGAGAAUAUUUAUUGGUUGUACAGACCUAUUUUAUUUAACGCCCCAAUCACGUCGUAAAGACUUUACAGUAAAGUCCUUUAUGAGUCAAAGUCAGAGUGUGCCUGGAAUAAAGAAUUCAGUUCCUAUCUUCAACACUGUGUUAACAAUUCCACGAAUAUGACUGUCAAUAUCAUGAUUGAAUUUCGAUAUCUUCAUUGAACUACAUAACUUGGCUGAUGGGUGCAUGUUUAAUAAGCAUGAUAAGUAAUGUCAUUUGGUUAAGCGUGAGCGGAUGAAAUCUAAAUCAGGUCAAAAAUGUUUAAAUCCAGACACGGGCUGCUGAUAUGUUUGAAGAACAUCGAUUUAGUCAUCUGUCGCAAUUUACUUUAAAAUAAACGUCAUUUUUUUUGUAAAGUCGUUCCACAAUGCUAUUAAAAAAUUUCUGUCAGAUUUUGAUAAUCUCUUGUCUUACGUCUCAGAUUUGUGGAAACAUUAUUUAUCAAGACGAUGGCUACAUGCACCCUAUUCAUCACAAAUCUUUCAAGAGCGACGCUAAUGGGCAUCAGCCAACAUAUGAAUCUGAUGAUUUUUGGAAACAAAGUGCCCAAAAAGAGCUAGUAAAGAAAAGGCUCAUCCGACCUAUUGAAGGACAAGCUAAAAAUGUAAUCUUCUACUUGGGAGAUGGGAUGUCUGUUCCAACCGUGACUGCUGCAAGAAUUUUUAAAGGACAACAAGUUGAUAAACUACAGUUUGGAGAGGAAGGAGAACUUCAUAUGGAUACAUUUCCAUUCGUUGGAACGUCCAAGACGUUUUGCUCCGAUUUCCAAGUAGCUGACAGUGCUUGUUCAGCUACAGCUUAUUUGACCGGAAGUAAAGCAAAUUUGGGCACAAUUGGCGUCACUCCCGAUGUAAAACUAGGAAACUGUAGCGCUCAGGCUAAUCCUGAAAACCACCUCUCUUCCAUCCUUGCAUGGGCACAGGCGCAAGGAAAAUCCACCGGAAUCGUGACCACUACAAGGAUAACUCACGCAUCUCCAGCCGGCUGUUAUGCCCAUAUUGCUAAUCGCGAUUGGGAAAACGAUGGCGCAAUUAUCUUCGAUGGCGAGGACCCCAAGCUUUGUCCCGACAUUGCAAAGCAACUCAUAAUGCAUGAUCCGGGACGAAAUAUUAAUGUGAUUUUGGGCGGAGGACGGAGUCAGUUUAUUCCAAAAACCGUGGUCGAUGUGGAGUUUAAUGUGACGGGGUACCGGAUGGAUGAAGUCAAUCUGAUCGAUGCUUGGAUUUCUGCAAAAAAGCGGAACACUGCAAGUUACGUCACGACGAGGGAUGAAUUGCUUAACGUUGAUACAACAAAGACGGAUUUUCUGCUCGGUCUCUUUGAUCCAUCGCACAUUGCAUACUACGAUUUGCAACUGGCCCAGAAUGACCCAUCCCUUGAAGAGAUGGUGGAAGUAGCGGUGCAAAUUCUGAGCAAAAAUCAGAACGGGUUCUUUUUAUUUGUUGAAGGUGGCCGUAUAGAUCACGCCCACCAUGACAAUAUGGUCCAUCGCUCGUUACGGGAAACGGUCGAAUUUGACAAAGCCAUAAAGAAAGGGGAUGAAAUGACGGAUGAGGCCGAAACGCUGAUUGUAGUCACCUCUGAUCAUGCACACGUCAUGCAUUUUGCUGGAUACCCUACAAGAGGAACGCCUAUCUUAAAAUAUAGCGAACAAUUUGCCGAUGACGGUCUGCCAUAUGCCACACUCGGAUAUGGCAACGGUCCGGGACCAAAGUGGAUUGCUCGUAGCACGAAAAAACGACACGACAUCAGACUGGACAAUGUCGAUGAUCCUACGUAUCAAGCCCCUGUUCCUGUUCCGAACGAUUCAGAAACUCAUGGUGGAGAUGAUGUUUUAAUUUUUGCCAAAGGUCCUUACGCACAUUUAUUGACUGGAGUGCACCAACAAAGUUAUAUCCCUCAUGUGGUAGGGUACGCUGCCUGCAUGGGAGAUGGGGUCAAGCAUUGUGAUUCAUAAGCAACAUUUAUUCAAAUUACUUUAGUUUUACUGUGUGCACAUUUAUACUCCAAUUUGCUUUGUAACUUUAAGAAAAUACCAAUAAUAAUGACAGUGCAGUUUUUGUUAAUAUUAA